AUGAUACUACUCCAAUUUGAGAUUACUUUCAUACCCCUCCGUGCUAUAAAAGGGCAAGCCAUUGUCGACUUCCUGGUGUCACACCCACUACCGGCAGAAUCUCCUUUGAAUGAUGACUUACCAGAUGAACAAGUCAUGAGUUUGAGGAAAUCUGGAGAAGCCGUAUGGGAAUUAUAUUUUGAUGGUGCGGCGUCCUCUCGCCUGGAUGCAACCCAACAAUCUAUAAUCCCCGGAAAGGCAAGGGUCGGCUUAAUUUUUAUAACGCCGGAGAGAGGGAUGAUGCACUUUUCCUAUCAUUUGUCAGACCCUUGCACGAAUAACGAGGCUGAAUAUGAAGCUCUGAUAACCGGUUUGGAACUUGUAAUUUUGAUGGAAAUUAAAGUGAUUAAGAUCUUUGGUGACUCUCAAUUGGUAAUUAAUCAAGUCGCAGGAACCUAUAAGGUCUUGAAUCCUAAUAUUUCAAAAUACCAGCAGUACACCCUUCACUUGCUUGAACAAAUUCCUACUGUGACUCUGUAUAGGGUUCCCCGUGGAAGCAAUUCUACGGUAGAUGCCUUAGCAAAACUUGCAAAGGAAUUCGCAUGCCCAGAGGAAGAUUCCAUCCUUAUAGAGAUUCAGGGUCGCAAAGCCCUCUCUCCAAUAGAUUUGGAAUAUAUCAGUAAGAAACCUCUCCAAAUCUUUUCUGCGUCUUCGACGACUGAAGAAGAAGGCGAUUGGACACGACAUUUAAUUGAUUACCUUCAAAAGAAAAAACUUCCCCAGGAUAAAUCUCUCUCCAACCAGAUUAAGAAACGUGCCCUAUCUUAUGCACUAGUCAACAAUUCACUGUACUGUCGAUCAUUCGAUCAGAUGUGGCUACGUUGUUUGGACAAACAGCAAGCCCUGAAGAUCGUUAAUGAGGUCCAUUCAGGACUAUACAGUGCACAUCAAUCGGAUGCAAAGAUGAAAUUGAGAAUCAAAAGACUUGGGUACUAUUGGCCUACAAUGAUUGACGAUUGCAUGAAUGUUGUAAAGCAUUGUCAUCAAUGUCAGGUCCAUGGUGUGGUUCUACAUCAACCGCCUAAUGUGUUUUACCCUACGAUAGCUUCGUGGCCCUUCGAAAGUUGGGGCAUGGAUGUUAUCGGGCCGAUUGACCGCCCUUCUUCGAGAGGUCAUCAUUUCUUAUUAGCUGCGACUAAUUACUUUUUAAAGUGGGUGGAGGCAAUUCCCCUGCGUAAUGUAACAUCCCACCAUGUGUUAAAGUUCUUUCUUGACCAUAUUGUAUAUCGAUUCGGUGUACCCCGCAGAAUCAUAUCUGAUCAUGGGUCCGCGUUCAAGUCUACAAAAAUCAAUAGUUUUGUAAGACGCCAUAACAUUGAUUGA
Molecule: messenger RNA, 1362 nt
Organism: Dendrobium catenatum
Lineage: Eukaryota; Viridiplantae; Streptophyta; Magnoliopsida; Asparagales; Orchidaceae
Exons: 1
Coding region: 1-1362 (453 amino acids)
Biological process (GO): DNA integration
Molecular function (GO): nucleic acid binding; RNA-DNA hybrid ribonuclease activity
Source: RefSeq, a predicted model, not a curated record